AUGGAGGUGGGUGGCACCCGCACAAUGGGCGAGGAGCAUGCAGGUCUUAGUGGUUGUGAGAUACAGCUUCUUCAUUAUGUGAAAAAUGUAUUUUUUGAAGACACUACAGGUGAAAAGGUAUAUUUUGAUGCAAAUGGGGACUGUCCGGCAAUAUAUGACAUAUUAAACUGGCAGGUAUCAGCAGAUGGAAGAACAUCCAAGUAUGUACAUAUUGGAUACUUUGACUCUCGUGCUUCCUCAGGGCAAGACCUGUUUGUUAACAAUAGUCUUAUUGUGUGGAAUGGUGGUAAUUCUCAGAUUCCCCUGUCUGUAUGCAGUGAGUCCUGUCAUUCUGGAUUUAGGAAGGCUGCUCGCAAGGGACAGCCUCUCUGCUGUUUUGACUGUAUUUCAUGCCCUAAAGGAGAGAUAUCUAACCAGACUGAUGCAAAUAACUGCUUCAGAUGUCCAGAGGAUCAGUGGCCUAAUGAUGAACAGCAUAUGUGCAUCCAGAAGUCUAUGGAUUAUCUGUCUUAUGAAGAAGCUCUGGGAACAAGUCGGACUAGUUGCACAGUUUUCUUCUCUUUAUUUACUAAAUCUAUAUUCUGUACUUUCAUUAAGUAUCAGGACACUCCAGUUGUGAAAGCCAACAACCGUGAACUCAGCUACAUCAUCCUUAGUUCCCUAUUCCUUUGUUUUCUUUCCCGCUUGCUGUUCAUUGGACAGCCCCAGAAAGUCAUAAGUUUGCUUCAUCAGACUAGUUUUGGAAUAAUAUUCUCUUUAUAUGUUUCUGGAAUACUGGCCAAAACUAUUACUGUUGCCAUUGCUUUUAAAGCCACAACACCUGACAGCAUUUUACGACAUUACAUUGGACCCAAAACUCCCUACUGCAUUGCAUUCCUUGGCACCAUGCAUCAAGCUGUAUUGUCUAUUAUUUGGCUGGUGAAAUUUGCCCCAUAUCCUGAAAUGAAUAUGAAGACUGAAGAAGGCAAAAUUGUACUGGAGUGCAAAGUGAGUUCAGUGAUUAUGUUCUACUUUAUGCUUGGAUACAUGGGUCUCUUGGCCAGUGUCAGAUUUGUUAUGGCAUUUCUUGCAAGAAAAUUGCCAGACCGUUUUAAUGAGGCUAAAUUCAUUAGUUUCAGCAUGAUUGUGUUUGUUAGUGUCUGGCUCUCUUUCAUACCAGCAUACCUCAGCAUAAAUGGAAAGUAUAUGGUGGCUGUGGAGAUAUUUGCUAUCUUAACACCUGGUGCAUGUAUAAUUAUUUGCAUAUUUUGCCCAAAAUGCUAUGUUAUUAUUCUGAGGCCCCACAGAAACACAAGGGGGAUCUUGCAGCAAAUAUGA
Protopterus annectens (West African lungfish) is the source of this 1317-nucleotide messenger RNA. RefSeq names its product vomeronasal type-2 receptor 26-like. The coding region runs from base 1 to 1317 and encodes 438 amino acids. Gene Ontology annotation, cellular component: membrane. Gene Ontology annotation, molecular function: G protein-coupled receptor activity. The record is from RefSeq and is a predicted model, not a curated record. The transcript has 5 exons. Gene Ontology annotation, biological process: G protein-coupled receptor signaling pathway. NCBI's taxonomy places the organism in Eukaryota, Metazoa, Chordata, Ceratodontiformes, Protopteridae.